Messenger RNA from Diabrotica virgifera virgifera (western corn rootworm), 2371 nucleotides. It is a transcript of the gene Rbpn-5, whose product is annotated as rab GTPase-binding effector protein 1. The record is from RefSeq and is a predicted model, not a curated record. NCBI's taxonomy places the organism in Eukaryota, Metazoa, Arthropoda, Insecta, Coleoptera, Chrysomelidae. Gene Ontology annotation, biological process: endocytosis. Gene Ontology annotation, molecular function: GTPase activator activity; metal ion binding; growth factor activity. The coding region runs from base 246 to 2249 and encodes 667 amino acids. The transcript is spliced from 14 exons. Gene Ontology annotation, cellular component: intracellular membrane-bounded organelle.
ACUGAGUCAUAUAAUUAGGUUAAUUUACAUUUAUUUUAGAAGAAUUCCUUUCCUAAUGACAGAUAGCAAUCUGACGUUUGUUUUAGGUUAUCAGGAAAUGUCAUAGUCUACUUACAUUCCCUAAUUAGAAUAAAAAUAAUAAUGAUUCUGGUGAUUUUUUUGAAAAUAUCACAAUUACUAAGCCUCUGUAAACUUUAAGAUAUGUUAUAUUAAGCCACAUUUUGCACAGCUUUCAGAAGUUCCAAAUGGAUCAGCAAUCAGAAAUUCAAAAUGUACCUGAUAAUGAAAAAGAUUCACAAGCUCAUAUACAGGAAUUGCUAUCAGAAAAGAAAAAAAUUCAAGAAGAAUUUGAUAUACAAAGAGCCAAGUUUAAAGAUUUGUUUUUACUUAAAGAAGCUGAAUUAGAUAAAAAAGUAGAAGAAAAUGUACAAUUAACGGGAGAAUUGACAAGGUUAAAAAAUGAGUUAGAUGAUUGCAAAAGUCAACUAGUUGUAGAUAGCAUGACAUUAGAAUCAACCUUUGAAGUAGAAAAAAGGAAAGCUGAAGAAGAAAUUGCUACAUUACAAAGAUUAGUUCAUGAGACUGUUGAAGAAUCCAGCUCAACAAGAACUUUAUAUGACACAGAACUUAAAAAAUUAGAACACUACAUACAGCAGCUGCAAAAAGAAAUUCAUGAUUUGAAGAGAGAGAAAAAUCAUUCUCCACAUCACAUAUCACAGGAACAUAGCAGUCUAGCACCUAGUCAAGUUUUUAAUGUUUUAACAAAAGGGUUGAAGAAAUUGGGAGCAGAUUCUUUUUCUUCUCAAGAAAGCGUGGAGGAUUCUUUUAAAAAGACUGAAGAGGAUGCAGAGGUCUUAAGAUCUUUAGUCGAACCGUUGAACGACCAAAUAAAGGCCCUGAAAGAGAAACUGAGAGCUACAGAUGAGCAGUUACAAAAAUGUAGAGAAUGUGGUCAUAGACAAGAUGAGAGCUGUGUGGACUGUAUUAUAGGUUCUGAUUCAAGGGAAUUGAGAAAGCUAAAUACCAGCGAGCAAUCCCCCCACCAUACCAACCUAAACGCCACCACUGCAACGAAUACAUCGUUCGAGUCCAACAGGCUGUUCAUUUGCGACAUGUGCAGCAAUUACGAGGCUCAGUUGGUGAGGGAACAGAAGAUCUCCAAAGAACUGGAGACCAAAGUAACGGCGGCUGAGAAAGCAGCGGAGCGGCAUAAGGAAGAACUCCUCAAAGAGAUCGGAUUUAGGAAAGAUAUGGAGGAAAAGUGGAACGAGAAAAAGGAGGAGCAUAAGAGACAGGUGGCAGAACUAACACGGACAACAGAAUGUACAGAGCAAGAUCUGAAAGAGCUGCGCCAGUUUUUUAACCAGACAUGUUCGGAGAUGAAAAUGAGUAUAGGAAAACUAACACACGAACGGGAAACUGUCCAUCAAGAACUGAUAAGAUUGCAAGAGGAAAAUGAUAUGUUGAUAGGAAAGUAUACAGCACAUUCCCAAGAACUACAAAGUGAAAUAAUUGACCUGCCAAAUACAGUUGAGGAACUCCAAGAAAUAAUUCUAAAGAAUCAACAAGACUUGAUCAUCACCAAAAUGGGCAAAGAGGCCCAAGAGAAAAAAGUCAAUACUCUUCAGUCUGAGAUUAUGUUACUAAAAGAUAGAAUAACGAACGAUCAACACGAAAGGAAAGGAAUAGAAGAUAGUUUGGAAUUAGAAUUGAGAACUUUAAGGAAACAGGUGGAUCAGCUCCAAAGAGAGAAGAAACAGAUAUCAACCCAUCAAGAAAAAUUAGCCAAUUCCGAUAGUGUUAAUCAAGAGAAAAUUAAAGAACAGAUUAAUAAAAUAGAAGAACUUAGCGAAGCAAUCAAAACAUUGGAAAAACAAAAUAGUGAAUUAAAAUCCAGAGUAUUUUCUUUGCAACAAGAAUUAGACAACACCGAAGCUGUUCAACAAGAUUUUGUUAGAUUAUCUCAAAGCUUACAGGUCCAGUUAGAAAAAAUUCGAGAAUCCGACACGGAAGUGCGAUGGCAGCAUGACGAAGACGUAGACGAAUGUCCCAACUGCCGCCAGGGUUUCUCCUCAUCGAGGCGCAAACAGCACUGUCGACACUGCGGUCAAAUCUUCUGCCAGAGCUGUCUGGCGCGAACGGUGCUCUCCGGUCCGAACAGCCGUCCCUCUAAGGUGUGCGACGUCUGUCACACCUUGCUGGACAAGUCGUCGGCGCCGUAUUUUAGCGAGGCAGCGCCGAUGACCUGAGGACGGUCGUCGUCGUUUCGGAAUUGUAGAUGUGAUGUUAAUGUCUUUAAAGUCUAAGCGUGUAUAGAUUUAUUAAUUGUAUCUAUUUAAAAUUGAAGCAUUAAAGUUUUAAAUUACCGAUA